Messenger RNA from Asterias rubens (European starfish), 975 nucleotides. RefSeq names its product octopamine receptor 1-like. Gene Ontology annotation, biological process: G protein-coupled receptor signaling pathway. Gene Ontology annotation, molecular function: G protein-coupled receptor activity. The transcript has a single exon. Gene Ontology annotation, cellular component: membrane. NCBI's taxonomy places the organism in Eukaryota, Metazoa, Echinodermata, Asteroidea, Forcipulatida, Asteriidae. The coding region runs from base 1 to 975 and encodes 324 amino acids. The record is from RefSeq and is a predicted model, not a curated record.
AUGGCCGAGGCGUACGUUCGUGCUUUCCAGACGAUCGUUGGCUUGCUUGGUAUCUUCGGUAACAGCCUCGUCUGCGUUGUGAUAUGGCGCGUUCGGAUCAUGCACACCCUGACUAAUGUCUUCAUCUUCAACCAAGCUGUGGUCGACUUCUUCUCGUCUCUCAUGUUGAUACUCAGCAUUAAUGUGCCGGUCCCUGAGAAGGUACCUGAAGGUGUUGCCGGCCUCUUGCUGUGCUACCUCUGGGUGACUCGUGUCUUCUUAUGGUCGUCGUUCUUUACGUCCACGACGAGCUUGGUGUCGCUGACCAUCGAGAGGUACGUUGCGAUUGUGUUCCCGUUCAAGUAUCAAGUUUUCUUCGGUCGCCGUGUUGCUGCGGGUCUCAUCACUUUGACAUGGGUGUACGGGUUUCUCUCGUCCGGGUUCAACCUGGUGUGGGUGGAAUACGUCGAGAAGGACGGCAGCUGCAAGGCGUAUGUCUUACCCGAGCCACCGGUGGUCAGCGCUUUCUUACUCUUGCAACUGAACUUCAUGGUCCCCGCAACUGUCAUGUUCAUCGCGUACAGCCAUAUCUCCAUCACCCUGAAACGCACGGCCAAACGCGCAGCACCCACCACAGGGGCUUCGUCGAGCUCAACGGACGCAACGACGAUAGAUGGGUCUCUCCUGCGCGCGAGACGCAACACCUUCAAGACGCUCUUCAUUGUCUUCGUGGUGUACAUGAUUUGCUGGGCCCCAAACACUAUCAUAUUCAGCCUGUUUCUACUCGGGGUCGAGAUAGAUCUUGAUGGGGCUCUAUACAUCAUCUCAGUAUUUCUGGUUGUUUGUAAUUCGUGUGCGAAUCCUAUUAUAUAUGCGUUGAAAUAUAGACAGUUCAGGAAGGGUUUGAAUAAACUGUUGGGCCGAAACAACCGGGUUGACAUUGACGGUGACAUCACUACUGUGUCUGGCCGUACCGGGCAAAGAGAACGAACUUGA